AUGGGUGUGAUGAGGAGCCCACGGAGGCAGACUUGCGCCGCGGCCGAGGAAGAGCGGCUGAGCGGGUUCUGCGUGGAAGAGGACGAGGAGGAGGUCCACGACUCGGGCUCCGUGGACUCCGGCUUCGUGGCCGCCGUCUCGUGCCCGCUGACGGGCAUCUCCCUGGUGGCCAUCUCGUACGCGGUGCCCCGGCACGUGCGCGCGCCCGCGGAGAGGAGGAGGAGGCGGCUGCAGCGGGAGCGAGCGCGGCUGGACGCGCACCUGGACCGCUGCGUCAUGGCCGGCCUGUGCCUGCUGACGCUGGGGGGGGGGGGGGUCCUGCUGUCCGGCCUGCUCAUGGCGUCGAUGUGGAAGGGCGAGGGCGCGCGCAACCUGUGUGACUAA
Molecule: messenger RNA, 384 nt
Organism: Syngnathoides biaculeatus (alligator pipefish)
Lineage: Eukaryota; Metazoa; Chordata; Actinopteri; Syngnathiformes; Syngnathidae
Product: transmembrane protein 74
Source: RefSeq, a predicted model, not a curated record